AUGACCGUGGCCAUCACUGGUAAGGGCAGCGGCGCAAUUUUCCUGACUCAGUCAGUUCAUAACGACGUGUUGCCGCCGGUGUACAAGGACUUGAAUUUCCUCGUGAACCCGUUUCCUGGGAUCAAGUUAUUUUGUCCUUUCCUUCCCGCAGGCGCGACAGGUCUUGUGGGAAGCCGCUUGGUCGCUAAGUUGGCCGCUGCGGGGCACAAGGUUCGGGUGCUCACUCGCAACCCCGCCUCUGCGCGGUCCAAAUUAAGCUACCCUGGUUUGGAGUUCUUCGGGCCCUCCGAGUGGCGCCGGGGAGUGGAGGGCGCCACGGGUGUUGUCAACCUGGCUGGGGAGCCCAUUGCGACACGGUGGACCGAGGAUCUGAAGCGGAGCAUCAAGUCGUCGCGAGUAGGGGCCACCACCGCCGUUGUGGACGCGAUCAAGGCGACCCCCGCGGACAAGCGCCCUGACGUGUUAGUGUCCGCAUCAGCUGUCGGGUUUUACGGUAUCAGCUCUACUGCCACGUACACAGAAGACAGUCCGUCCGGCAAUGACUACCUUGCUGAGGUGUGUCGUGUUUGGGAGGCAGCCGCUCAGAACGCUGCGGCCGCCGGGGUGCGUGUCGCCAUUCUGAGGUUUGGAAUUGUACUCGCGCCCGAGGGUGGCGCACUGGGCAAGAUGCUCCCAGUGUUCCAGAUCUUCGCAGGUGGACCUCUGGGAAGUGGGAAACAAUGGAUGAGCUGGAUCCAUCGAGAUGAUGUGGUGGAUCUAAUUAUUGAGGCCCUGUCCAAGCCAGCGUACUCGGGUAUUUUUAACGCCACAGCUCCGAAACCUGUACGGAUGAGCGAACUUUGUUCCGUACUAGGCAACAUCCUUGGCCGCCCCAGCUGGUUGCCUGUUCCGGACUUUGCGUUGAUGACCCUCCUUGGCGAGGGCGCCAGUGUGGUGCUUGAGGGACAACGCGUCAUGCCCGCGCGUACUCAGGCGGUUGGUUACCGUUUCAAGUACCCUGACUUGUCGGACGCACUGCGCAAUCUGGUGCGCAGCAACUAA
Molecule: messenger RNA, 1041 nt
Organism: Volvox carteri f. nagariensis
Lineage: Eukaryota; Viridiplantae; Chlorophyta; Chlorophyceae; Chlamydomonadales; Volvocaceae
Exons: 11
Coding region: 1-1041 (346 amino acids)
Source: RefSeq, a predicted model, not a curated record